Solea solea (common sole) is the source of this 2382-nucleotide messenger RNA. RefSeq names its product STAM-binding protein-like A. Gene Ontology annotation, cellular component: cleavage furrow; endosome. Bases 142 to 1449 code for a protein of 435 amino acids. The transcript is spliced from 10 exons. Gene Ontology annotation, molecular function: K63-linked deubiquitinase activity; metal-dependent deubiquitinase activity; protein binding. Gene Ontology annotation, biological process: protein K63-linked deubiquitination. NCBI's taxonomy places the organism in Eukaryota, Metazoa, Chordata, Actinopteri, Pleuronectiformes, Soleidae. The record is from RefSeq and is a predicted model, not a curated record.
GUAGUUUGGACUGCGGAAGUGCUCAGACGAGUCUCUGUGAAACGGUUUGUUUAAAUUAUUUUAAUGUGAUUUAUCUUGAUCCUGCUCUGCGGGUUAUUCCUCUGGGAGCCUCGUGUCACAGCCACUGUAGGUUGACGGGUCAUGAUGGCAGAUCUCGCAUUCUUCAGCAUGCAGCCUGAGGAACGAGUCCGUUUACUGACCAAGAAGGGAAGCACGGUGGAAGUUAACGAUGACGUUCCCCUGCGCCGCUACUUCCGCUCAGGCAUGGAGAUGGUCCGUAUGGCUCACAUCUACACAGAGGAGGGCAACAUUGAGCAUGCCUUCCUCCUUUACAAUAGAUAUAUCACACUCUUUAUCGAAAAACUUCCCAAGCAUCGUGAUUAUAAGACCGCUAACGUCCCGGAAAAGAAGGACACACUAAAGAAACUGAAGGAUGUUGCAUUUCCUCAAGCAGAAAUUCUGAAGAAAGCUCUUUUAAAGAGAUUCGAACAGGAAUAUGCACAAUAUCUUGCCAAGAAGAAAGCAGAGGAGGAGGUGAUGGUGCAGGAGCAGUCCAAGCAGCGUGCCCUGGACGCCGAGCGGGAGCGUGUGGCUCAGAUGCAGAGGCGGCAGCGGGAGCAGGAGCAAUUCAGUGCCUUUGAGGAGAUGAUCCGCCGGCAGGAACUUGAGAAGGAACGUCAGCGUGUGCUCCAGGAGUUUGCAGCACCCACUGGGCCCUCCCUUGACAUGCCCCUCCUUCCAGGCAUCCAAGGUCCACCACCAGUCUCCCCUACUCCCCCACAGAGCCUGGGGGACUUGUCAAGUGGCACCAACCAGUACAAUCACCCUCACUCAACCAUCGGUGCACCUUCCACCGGUCCGCCCAGCUUUGACCGCUCACUCAAACCUGGGUCUAUGGUCAGCCCAGGAAAUAAUAAUACUAUGGAGGAUGCCCUUCGGCAGUUGGCCAUUCCCGCUGAGCUGUGCCGGGGCUUUCUGAAGUUGGCUGAAGCCAAUACAAGCCGAGCUGUAGAAACUUGUGGCAUCCUGUGUGGCAAACUGACCAGAAAUGCGUUUACUGUGACCCACGUCAUCGUACCAAAGCAGUCCGGCGGACCAGACUAUUGUGACACAGAAAAUGAGGAGGAACUGUUUCUCAUACAGGACCAGUAUGAUCUCAUCACCUUGGGCUGGAUACAUACUCACCCCACACAGACUGCCUUCUUGUCCAGUGUCGACCUACACACACACUGCUCCUACCAGAUGAUGCUGCCAGAGGCCAUUGCUAUUGUCUGUUCGCCCAAGUUCAAUGAAAUCGGUUACUUCAGGUUGACAGACCGAGGAACAGAGGAGAUAUCCACAUGUAAACAGAAAGGCUUUCACCCGCACAGCAAAGACCCCCCUCUGUUUACGCACGCUGGACAUGUCACCAUCACGAAUGACAGCGUUUCUGUGAUGGAUUUGCGGUGAUUUUUCUUUUUUCACCUGAACACUCAAAGACUGUUUUAUCGAACUGCAGACUGGAGAAAACACUUGGGAUGGUACUGAGCGAAUACCUUGCAAAAGUUUGCCAUCUAUAUGGACUUCAGUUGUUCUCAAAGGGAACAACAUUGUGACAACAUUUUUUUUUUUGCUCUAUAAGAAAAAUUCUACAUAUUACUGCACUUUUUGAGGAAAACAACUAUCCAGCGGCAAACCUCUGGCUCUUCAACCCUUUUUGUUUUUUGUGAAGAUAUGCUAUAUUCUUUCCCUGUUCCACUUUUGUUCAUGUCAUCAAUAAACAAACUAUGUGUGUCAGUAACAUGUAAGUGUCUAGUAACCCAACCUUUUGUUUUAAUUUUAUUUUCCAAAGUUUGGAUGUGCCUGAUGGACAAAGUGCCAAGGAUGAAAACAUUCUCUUGUUCACUGUGCAACAUGAAGUUCACUGUAAAGUCUAUAGUUUGUAAUCAAGCCUCUGUUGAAGUGAUGAGAGAAAUGAAAGCCAGUUGUAACUCAGGUAUGUUGGCAGUGUUUAAAUUGCUGCUCUGUAUUAUAUUUUUAUACACAUACACCAUCUUUCCACAGAAUCCUUUUAUCUAUAAAGUUUGUUUUUUGAUUUUUUUUUAAGUUUAGUUCCUGCGAAUGAUGGAUCCACCUUCUACUUGUUUUUAUUUUCUUGUUUUAGUGUUUGGGAGAAGAAAGCAAUUUGGUAGUUUCUGUAAAAUGUUGUCCCUGCCGCAGAGGACACGUGCAACCUAAGUGUACCUGCUACAUAUUAUUACACAUUACUGAUCAUCUGGCCAUGGUCCAUGCCUCUAUAUGUGUUUUUGUUUGCUUGCUUCUCUUGUAUGAAGAAGUAAAUGAUUAGCUAUAAUUCUAAAAAAGAAAAUAACCAUGAUGAAAUAAAUGCCAAGUUAAAAUAAA